Molecule: messenger RNA, 3529 nt
Organism: Glycine soja
Lineage: Eukaryota; Viridiplantae; Streptophyta; Magnoliopsida; Fabales; Fabaceae
Product: TMV resistance protein N-like
Exons: 5
Coding region: 146-3325 (1059 amino acids)
Biological process (GO): signal transduction; defense response
Molecular function (GO): ADP binding
Source: RefSeq, a predicted model, not a curated record
AAUAUUAAUCUUUCCACGACUAACGUGAUUUUAGGUCAAGACUUAAGAACACUUGGUUAUAAUAAGGUACAACGCAAAAGAUCAUCUCUAGCUCUGUAUUUUGCAUUAUUGCAUACUGUUGUAACCGUUGACUUCAGUUCCUUCGAUGGAAUUCGUGGCUUCUUCUUCUUCCUUCUCACAGUCGAAACCUUCAUCAUCCUUCUCAAAAUCGAAACCCAAACGGCUGUACGAUGUGUUCAUAAAUUUUAGGGGAGAAGACACUCGAGGGAAGUUCGUUUCUCAUCUUCAUUAUGCCCUCUCAAAAGCUGGAGUCAACACUUUCAUUGACGACGAGAACCUACUUAAGGGAAUGACACUGAAAGAUGAACUGAUGCGAGCAAUAGAAGGGUCUCAGAUAUCUUUGGUUGUUUUCUCCAAAAGCUAUACUGAAUCUACUUGGUGUCUUGAUGAGCUUGAAAAAAUUCUUGAAUGCCGCAAACUUCAUGACCAAAUAGUUAUGCCCAUAUUUUACGAUAUUGAACCAUCCGUUGUUCGACAUCAGAAGGGUGCUUUUGGAAAAGCUUUAAAAUCAGCUGUAGAAAAAACAUAUUCAGGAGAGCAUGCGGAACAAGUGUUGUGGAGGUGGAGCAGCGCACUCAACAGAGCUGCAGAUUUAUCCGGUUUCCAUGUAGUAGAUCGCAGGAAUGAAGCUAUACUAGUGAAGGAAAUUGUUGAGGAUGUUCUCCGCAAACUAGUCUACGAAGACUUGUACGUUACUGAAUUUCCUGUUGGAUUAGAAUCCCGUGUACAAAAAGUAAUUGGAUUAAUUAAUAAUCAAUUCACCAAAGUUUGUAUGAUAGGGAUAUGGGGAAUGGGAGGAUUAGGUAAAACUAGCACAGCCAAAGGAAUCUACAAUCAAAUUCAUCGUAAAUUCAUUGAUAAAAGUUUCAUUGAAGAUAUUAGAGAAAUUUGUCAAACAGAAGGAAGAGGGCAUAUCCUUUUACAAAAAAAACUUCUUUCAGAUGUCCUAAAAACAGAGGUCGAUAUACUUAGUGUUGGGAUGGGCAAAACUACUAUCAAGGAAAGACUUUCUGGAAAAAGGAUGCUCGUUGUACUUGAUGAUGUGAAUGAGCUUGGCCAAGUAGAACACUUAUGUGGAAAUCGUGAAUGGUUUGGUCAAGGAACUGUAAUAAUCAUUACAACAAGAGAUGUACGCCUACUGAAGCAACUUAAAGUUGAUUCUAUUUAUAAAUUGGAGGAAAUGGACAAAAACGAGUCCCUUGAGCUUUUUAGUUGGCAUGCUUUUGGAAAUGCAGAACCAAGAGAAGACUUCAAGGAACUUGCAAGAAGUGUAGUUGCUUAUUGUGGAGGACUACCACUAGCUCUUCGAGUCCUUGGUGCUUAUUUAAUUGAGAGGCCAAAGCAACUGUGGGAAAGUGUAUUGUCAAAACUAGAAAAAAUUCCCAAUGAUCAAGUACAGAAGAAAUUAAGAAUAAGCUUUGAUGGUUUAAGUGACCCCUUGGAAAAGGAUAUAUUCCUUGAUGUAUGUUGUUUCUUUAUUGGUAAAGACAGAGGCUAUGUUACUGAAAUACUAAAUGGCUGUGGACUACAUGCUGAUAUUGGAAUAACAGUUCUCUUAGAGCGUAGCCUCAUCAAAGUUGAGAAGAACAACAAACUUGGAAUGCAUCCUUUGUUACGAGACAUGGGAAGAGAGAUAAUUUGUGAAAGUUCACGAAACAAACCUGGAAAGCGCAGUCGAUUGUGGUUUCAAAAGGAUGUACUUGAUGUAUUGACAAAGAAUACUGGGACAGAAACUAUUGUGGGUUUGGCGCUGAAAUUGCAUUAUAGCAGUAGAGAUUGCUUCAAUGCUUAUGCUUUUAAGGAAAUGAAGAGUUUGAGACUUUUGCAACUUGAUCAUGUACAUAUCACUGGAGAUUAUCAGUAUCUUUCUAAGCAACUGAGAUGGGUCUGUUGGCAAGGGUUUCCUUCAAAAUACAUACCUAACAAUUUCAAUCUGGAAGGUGUAAUUGCAAUUGAUUUAAAACACAGUAAUCUUAGACUUGUCUGGAAGAAACCCCAGGUUUUGCAGUGGCUAAAAAUCCUCAAUCUUAGUCACUCCAAGUACUUGACAGCAACCCCUAACUUUUCAGGACUACCAAGUCUUGAAAAGCUGAUUCUCAAAGAUUGUCCAAGUUUGAGCAAGGUACACAAAUCCAUUGGAGAUCUCCAUAAACUUGUAUUGAUAAAUAUGAAGGACUGUACAAGCCUAAGCAAUCUCCCCAGAGAGAUGUAUCAGUUGAAAUCUGUGAAAACUCUCAACCUAUCUGGUUGUUCAAAGAUUGACAAAUUGGAAGAAGAUAUAGUGCAGAUGGAAUCCUUAACAACUCUAAUUGCUGAAAAUACUGCUGUUAAACAAGUGCCCUUUUCAAUUGUAAGCUUAAAAAGCAUUGGAUAUAUAUCCCUAUGUGGAUAUGAAGGAUUGUCACGUAAUGUUUUUCCAUCUAUCAUUUGGUCUUGGAUGUCACCAACAAUGAAUCCUCUAUCUUGUAUUCAUUCAUUUUCUGGCACUUCAUCAUCUCUAGUUUCCAUCGAUAUGCAGAAUAAUGAUUUGGGUGAUCUGGUACCAGUGCUUACCAACCUUUCAAACCUUCGAAGUGUUUUGGUGCAAUGUGACACAGAAGCUGAACUAUCUAAACAAUUAGGAACAAUUUUGGAUGAUGCAUAUGGUGUAAAUUUUACAGAAUUGGAAAUAACAUCAGAUACAUCUCAAAUUUCAAAGCAUUACUUGAAGUCUUAUUUGAUUGGAAUUGGAAGUUACCAAGAAUACUUCAAUACUCUCAGUGAUAGCAUAUCAGAGAGAUUGGAAACCAGUGAGUCUUGUGAUGUUUCUCUCCCAGGUGACAACGAUCCUUAUUGGUUGGCCCAUAUCGGCAUGGGACAUUCAGUGUAUUUCACUGUACCUGAGAAUUGUCACAUGAAGGGAAUGGCUUUGUGUGUUGUUUAUUUAUCAACCCCUGAAAAGACAGCAACUGAAUGUCUUAUUAGUGUCUUAAUGGUUAAUUACACUAAGUGCAGCAUCCUGAUAUGCAAGCGAGACACAGUAAUUUCCUUUAAUGAUGAAGAUUGGGAGGGCAUAAUGUCACAUUUGGGAUCUGGAGACAAGGUGGAGAUUUUUGUGGCUUUUGGGCAUGGAUUAGAGAUCAAGAAGACAGCUGUCUAUCUAAUGUGUGAUGAAUCAAUUGACAUGAAAAUGGUGCCUUCUCCUGAGCCAAAGAAAGUGUCAAAGAAAAAUGCCUUUGUAAGAAUCAUAAAGAAAAUUGUAACGAGCAAGAUUCAAGAGCAGUAGAGGUUUCAACCAAUUUUUACUGGGCAUGCCAAAGUUGUAGUAUAGAAUUUCCAUACUUUUUCAUAGAGAAAGGAGAGAAUAACUUGUGUUGGUUGAUUGAAAUGAUUCAUAAGUUAUUUUAGGUUUAAUCACUCUUUUGGUUUCUAUAGUUACAACAACUUUUCAUUUUAGUCCUUACAGUUUAAAAUAUCCAAUUUUGAUUUC